AUGCUCUCCCUGUUUGGAAUCAGUGUUAUUGCUAUUCUGACUGGAAUUGCUGCUGCGGAGUCUCACAAGGUCACGCUGAGAAACAACUGCGGAUCAGGAAACGCCGUGUUUCUCUACCAGGGCCAUCCAACUCCCCAGGGUUCCACCACUAUUCAAGGUCAACUCCUUGGCGGGAUCGCCUGGGUCUCUGGCUUAUCCGGACACAACUGUGAAAACUCCGGUGUCAACUGCGGGGCGGUCGAGUUCACUUUGGUGAACCCGAACAGCGGACCAAACACCCAGAAUGCAGCAGACUUCACGCUUGAGGCACAACCUGAGAACGGGAACCAUCAGUUCACGUACAAGAUGGCUUUCAACUUCGAGGGAUGCAGUGGAAGCGCCACAUGUAAUAGUCCCAGUGACUGCCCGGGCGCUUUCACCAACCCGACUAAUGGGCAUCCUGUGCAGUGCACCGCUAGCAAUGUUGGGAUUGAUAUCACCUUCUGCUGA
Molecule: messenger RNA, 489 nt
Organism: Stereum hirsutum FP-91666 SS1
Lineage: Eukaryota; Fungi; Basidiomycota; Agaricomycetes; Russulales; Stereaceae
Exons: 4
Coding region: 1-489 (162 amino acids)
Source: RefSeq, a predicted model, not a curated record